Molecule: messenger RNA, 1962 nt
Organism: Coffea arabica (coffee)
Lineage: Eukaryota; Viridiplantae; Streptophyta; Magnoliopsida; Gentianales; Rubiaceae
Source: RefSeq, a predicted model, not a curated record
CCCAUCCUGUCCCCUUUGUCUAACGCCCCCCACUACAGCACUCAUACUAAUAGAAAAAAAGCCCUAAUUUUCAAAAUUCCCAAAUUUUCCUCUCCGAAUUUACUCGUUUUAUUAACCAGUCGACAUUAAUUCAGUAAUUUUCUAUCGCUAAUAAUGAGAGGAACGAAACGCUUCGCCGCCUCCGACUUGAAUCCAUUACCCAAUGAUUCAAUUCUGAGUAAAAGAAUACUGGCUGGGUCAUCCCUUGAUACUCAAAGGGCUGAGCCAUCUCAACGGCAAAUAAUGACAGCUAGUCCACCAUUGGAUAUGCAGAGAGCAGAAUCAUCUAGACAGCAUGUGAGAGCACUCAACAAGCAAUUCGCGAGUUGGAUCCAGACACAAUUAGAGAAGCACCCAGAUGAACUUUGGGAAGAUGGAGUUCAGGACUAUCUGAAUCAUGCUAAAACCAUUAUGGAGAAAUUCGAUGAUGUUGUCAGCUGGCUGAAAGCGAAUGCUGCAAAAGCUGAAAACAACUCUAUCACUGGUUUGGAUACCAUUCAGAAAAAACCUGUAUCUGAAAGCAAAGAACAAGCCAAUAACUUUUUAUUUGGAAAACCUGGGAUCCCUCCAGCUAGUACAACUGCAAGCUUUGGAACAUCUUGGGGUUCUGGACCAGUCUUUAACAAUAGCAGUCCUUUUUCUUUUGGAAUUCAAGGUUCUGUUGGAAACAAAUAUUCAGUUUCCAUGAACAACGAUGCUUCAAAUGACACAGUUGAGGAAGAGGAUGUGGAGCAGCCUAGCAGUCCAUCUGUGAAGAAGACUGAAGAGGAAGGAAUCAUUGUGGUUCAUGAAGUUAAUUGUAAAGUAUAUGUCAAGUCCAGUGACCCAACUGACAAAGAUGCAUGGAAGGAUAAGGGCUCGGGGCAACUUUCUAUCAAAUGUAAAGAGGGUGUUGAUAAGGGUACCAGAGAAUCCAAGCCAAUUAUUGUUGUACGAAAUGAAGUUGGGAAGGUGUUGCUCAAUGCAUCAUUAUAUACUGGCAUCAAGACCAAUUUGCAGAGGCGCUCUAUUAUUGCUAUAUUUCAUACUUUGGUUGGAAUUGCAGCCCUAUCAUAAAUUGCACUCUGUUAUCUUCAGGAUUGUUGACAUAACUGGCUUUGUCUCGGAAACCAUGGAAUUGACCUUAUAUAAGUAAUAUGUAUCACCAUGGAUCCAUUUCUCUGUCUUCUGUGCAGGCUGGCAGGUGCAUCAAAGAACAUGUGAUUGUUCUGGCUGUAGCUUUUUGACGCAUUUGAUUGUUUAUUGCAUCCUUGCUAUGCCAUAUUGAUCCCAUUAAUUCACCAGUUAUCCCAUUUCGCCUUGGGGAUAAAAGAAAAGGAAAUUGAAGUUCUUUGCCCUCUAGGUUUACGUCUGUUACAGUAUUUACUAAAAAGUGUGCUCCAUUUCAUUACUGAUACUAAUCUAUGAUGAUUCAGUAGCUCUGCUUGGAUAUGCAAGGUGUCUUUCAUGUGAGUAGACCUGUUGGUGUUUUGCGGUUUCAUAUGAAACUCUCUAAUCAGUGAAUUGAUGUCUGUAGGCUGAUGGUGACAACAAAGAGACCGUUGUUGCACAGACAUUCUUGAUAAGAACUAAGACUGACGAGGAACGCGAUCAAUUGGCUGAGGUUAUUAAAGAAUAUGCUCCUGCAGCAUGAAGGUUGAGUUGGAAACUGCAUAGAUGGAUCAUCUUGUUGUACAAACUAUCUGAGCGUUUACGAGUCGUGCUUGGAUAUUCUUUCUCUAUUUAUUUGUUUUCCAAGAUUUGUGGUCGGGGAAUGGCAUCAAAAUUUAGCCGAUCGCUUUUAUCGGAAAUUUAGGUACAGAAAGCUUUAUCUGUAAUUUGAGGAAAAUUCCAAUGUAUAACAGUAGUGUUAUAUAGAGGAGAAACAAUACAUGCCCCGUUUAACAAAAUAAUUUAAGGCUGUGCUUGCAUUGGAGUAUCGUU